Molecule: messenger RNA, 3775 nt
Organism: Notolabrus celidotus (New Zealand spotty)
Lineage: Eukaryota; Metazoa; Chordata; Actinopteri; Labriformes; Labridae
Exons: 11
Coding region: 82-3468 (1128 amino acids)
Biological process (GO): positive regulation of transcription by RNA polymerase II
Cellular component (GO): nucleus
Molecular function (GO): transcription factor binding; RNA binding
Source: RefSeq, a predicted model, not a curated record
UGGUCCUAACUGAUCCCAGGUCGGUGGUCUCUUGGUGCGCCCCGCCGUUGACCACGUGUCUGUAUCCGGCCUCAGAGCUCCAUGUGGUGCAGCAAGAUGGCGGCGCAGUGGAGGGGGAAAGACGGGGAUUUAAAUGCCGGUUCAAGGGACUUUCUGGUCAGCAACUCUCUCAAUGAGUUUGUCCUCAGGCAACAUGAUGUGGAAGGUAUCGAGAUGGACUCACAGUCCUGCAUGGACCACUCCAUCUUGGCCAUCUUUGAAGACUCCACUGUCACAUCAGAGGAUAAAAGUGGAGUGGAGGAGGAGAGUGAAAACCUGCUGUCAGCCCUGACAGAGAUGUUGGACAGUGUGGAGGACGACGACGGCACAUCGUCUCCCUUUGACACUCUGCCAGACACAAAGCUCCUCACACACCCGGAGCGCAGGGACAACUCAGUGGAAUCAUCGCUUGCUGAGAGACUUCGACCAAGAUCCAAAUCUACAAACGUACAAUGUGCAGUAAAAAUUGAAGGAGAUGAAGAGGACGAGAGUAAAAAAGGGAGAAACGGCUCUCACAAGAUGUUAAAACACCAAAGUGAAUCAUUGUUUUGUUGUAAGAAUAGGAAAGCCGAGCCUGAAGUCGAGGUCUUUACCUCCUCCACUCUGGCCAACCUGGUGAAGAUCAUGCACUCCUACUGCCUGAAGCUGCAUGUGGAAGAGGAAGAGGAGAAACUGAAGAGAAAUCACACAUUAUUCUCUCAUGAGGAGGUGUGGAAGUACGAGAGACCCUCUGAAGAGAGCGAUGAAGAGAUAAAUGUUGUGUCUGAUGAUGAGGUCACUGUGAAGGAGACGAAGCAGAUCAAAGAGGGAGAUAAUGGGAAACUGCUGAAGAGUGUGUUGUUGAAUGGAAUCUCAUCCAAAGCUUCGCAAUCCAGAGAGAAGAAGAGGGUGAGCUUUGGCCCUGUUGAAGUGGCUCCAUUUGAUGAACCAGAGGACCAAGAGCCGCUGAAUGGGAAGAAUUUAACGAGUCAAAUUGUGUCAAAAGCUCUUGAAAAUCCAGCUGGCUCAGCACUUGAAUCUCAAAGACUUACCUCAGACAUUAGCAGCAACACCGCUGAGGUUCCACCACCCAAAGGUGAGACGAAGGCCAAAUCACUCAGCCUCCAGCAGUACAGACAGCUGCGCCAGAAGAGACAGCCCCUGGUGGAGAAACAGGGUAACUACACCACCAAGUGGCCCUCUGUCCCUGAGCCCCCUAAAGAGCUGACCCCCAUCCUCUGUUUACAGGGACAAGUUCAGAUCAGCUGUAGACCAAAGACAGCGAAUAAUCCCCCAGAUGUGCAAAGUCCCAGUGCAGACCAGCUCUGUAGAUCUUCUGUUUACAAAACCCAACACACCUCUACUCCACCCAGACCUCAGCCCUUAGAGGACAAACCAUCCACCCAUGUACAGCGCAGCAGAUUAAAGCGUCCAAGGAAUGAAUCCAAAGUCCCGUCACCGGCCAGUCCAGCACAGCGGGUCCCCGCUAACACUGAUGUUACUGCGCCUGAUAGUAAAAGAAGUCCAGCAAAGAAAGCGGCACCGCUCAGUAUCGAUCCCCCAAAUCCUGUCCUCCUCCCACUGCCAGCCAGCCAACCUAUACCUCCACCCACCCACCACUCCUCAUCAGGGUCUAAAGCUGAGAUCCUCAACAAAGACUCCAACCAGCUGAACGCCAUGCACUCCCAACAAAUCCAAAACGUGUCCUCAGGUCCAGCACUUCAGCAACAACCAUCCUCAUUAAAGCCAAAGCCUGAAGUGUCCCAACAUAACACAGAGGUCAUAAACACUUGUGGCGAGACGGCUUCAGUCCUCUCUGAACCAAAGACUUCAAUGCUGGCCGCCACAGAUGCUCCUGUCUCUUUAAAAGAGACACCAGCAGACGCUCUCUUCAGUGAAUCCUCACCUGAUAAAUUAUCACCUGCUGCACAGUCGGGCUGUGGAGCGGAGAGUGCUGCUGAGGACUCAGGUAUUGAAGCGGCUGAUGUGACCAGCCUGCUUGAACAGUUUGAGGAAACACAAGCUAAAGAGAGGAGAGUGGAGCCAGAAGUUGUUAGUGCUACCUCAUCACCUAACUUGCAAACAGAUGGACUCUUGGACAAGACCCGGCACCCUCUCCUGACACCCCGUGUGGAAACAUGUCAAGCAUCAAGCACUUCAGACUCAAACCUCAGGGAUCCACAACUUCUAACCUCAGAGAGUGUCGACAUCCCUGAACCCCUCGGCACUGAAAUCAUUCUCAGCACUGAACGAGAUCCUCCAGCAAGACGCAAAAAUCCUCCACCCAAGGCCAUCCAGAUCAUUGACCCCCGUCCUCGCCCCCCCAAGAAGACACACGCCAACCUCCCAGAGCUGCCUGCUGCUCACAUCCUCUCAUACAUAUCCUCAGAGCACGAUUACUGUAGACUCACUGCAGACCGCGCACUUUCAUCCAGUACUCAGGUUAGCAGUUCAGCUGCUGAGUGUAAAAACCAGACCUCCACAGGUGGAGCUGAUACCACCAUCAGAGCUGCUAGUUCCUCUCCUAAUUCUGUACCGCAGCAUCCACCUGAAGAACCCAGGACCAGAUCAGAAGCAGAUCUAACCUCAGACAAAACGCUCUUGCUCUCAGAUGUUUCCGCCAAAGAGAAGGACUGUUGUAGUGCACCUGAGCAGAAGACACCUCCGUGCAGCCUCCCCACACCUCCACCCAGCCCUCCAGCCAGAGGGAGGGAGAGGAGGAGAUAUCGAAGGAGAUCUCCUUGCUCCAGUUCCAGCUCAUCAUCAUCAUCAUCAUCAUCAUCGUCCUCCAGCUCAGCAUCUCGCUCUCCAAAAAGACAAAAGCGUCACCACAAGCGUUCAGAGAGCAGCUCGAGUUCAUCCGGCUCUCGCUCCAUUUCCCGCUCUCCACCUCGGCGCCGCAGGUUGUCUUACACCAGAACCACACGCAGCAGGUCUAGAUCCUGGUCCAGGUCUAGGUCCCCAUCCAGAUCCAGAUCUCCGUCCCCACGGAAAUGGAGAGAUGUUUACUGCAGCAGAGAGUCGAGGCGGAUCAGGCGAGAGCACGAGAUCAGGAUCCAAAAACUCAAAGCCAUUGACGAGCGCAGGGUGGUGUAUGUCGGCCGCAUCUGCAGGUCCAUGACCCACGAUGAACUGAGGGAACGCUUUUCUCAGUUUGGAGAAGUGGAAUGUGUGUCGCUUCACUUUAGAGAAAGAGGGGAUCACUACGCCUUCGUCACGUUCUACAACAUGGACGAUGCUUUUGCAGCCAUCGAUAACGGCGGGAAACUACGGAAGCCUGACGAGCUCCCGUUUGACAUCUGCUUUGGCGGAAGAAGACAGUUCUGUAAUUCAAAUUACGCUGACCUCGAUGCAAACAGAGACGCUGAGCGAUCUCCCGCACAGAGCCGGUUCGAUGACCUCGACUUUGAUUCGCUGCUGAAACAGGCGCAGAGAGGAAUCAGGGGGUAGCAGAUCUGUGUGUCGGGACAAGACCACCAGGCAGGAUGGCAGAAUGUAAAGGAACAUUUUUUCAUGAAGCUCAGAGCCGCUUGUUCUCCGUUAUGUAGCAAACUUUUGUAUGUUUUUAAGUUUUUGUCUGUUUGCAUGCAGAUUUUAACAUGUACAGUAAAUGUGUAAAAAAAUAACUCGCUCUGACAAAUUGAUUACAUUUAAUAAGUAGAGGAACUCACAAAGUAAUUUCUUUGCAUUCCAUAACACUGAUGACAUUUUAUAUUUGUAUAUGAAAAUAAUAAAGGAGGUUUAUUGUGUUUCCUUA